GUGCAGCACUUCAGUAUUAACUACAAACAUCUCAAAGUGACAGUAUCCAAAAUAAACGAAUAACAACAUAAUGGCGUGCGACCUAAGAAAAUUUUACACCACCACCCUGCUACAUCUCUCCUGAUGGAUUUGAUGUGCCAGGAGUUUCAUCGGGCGAAUGAGCCUGAUAGAGAUUUGAGGGUAGUACGCAGGAUUUUUGAAAACGCGAAGAUACCAAAAAUAGUCCAGUAGUAUAAAAAGGGCUGCAUGGACCACCAGGCAACUAUAGAAUUAUGUCACGAAAUAUUAAAAAUUCGUGGUGAAGAUCGUGAUAAUCGAGUGCGGAUGAUUAGAAAUCGUAAGUGGUACCCAAGUGGUAGCUCAUAUACUUCUACUUCUCUAUCUAAUAAAGCUCGUACUAAUGUCAUAAAUUUAUUCACAGCUAUUGAAAUAAAAUCGUCUACGAUUAUAGUGACAACGGCUGUCAUUCAUGAGCAACCGGCAUCGAUAUUAGCAUCGACACCAUCGUCGUCACCUCCAUCACCAUCAUCGUCAUCAUCACCACCAUCACCAGCUCCCUCAUUGUUGCCAAUACAGCCACCACUACCACAACAAUCAUUAUCAUUAACACCACCAGUACCAGCAUCAUUUACUCCUCAACCACAACGAGGCGUGAAAAGACUGUACGAGGAGGAAGUAGAGUCUAAAAGUGUUUAUAGUAUAAAAUCCUACAAUCUGGAUGAUAUAGCCGUUAUGCGUCAGCAGUUGGACGCUGAAUGUGCGCAGCUCACGAUUCCGCAGAAGAUUUCUCAGCCUCCUGUAAUUAUCAUUUUCCACGAUGCUGAGAUAACGACAAAAAUGGAGCCUGCUUCGUCACCGUUACCCCCUACGGAGGAACAGGUUAUGACCACCAACACUACUACCACUACUACUACUACUACUACGGUUUUCGAUACACACUCCAAGAGUGAUAUGCUUUUAAUGUCUCCAAAGGUACAGGAAGUAUUGGAAAAUUUAUUAAACAUUAAGGAGGCGGUCAAAAAUAUUCCUAUAUAAGUCUAGUAAUAGUAGUAGUAUUAAGAAUAAUUUGUAUAAUAAUGAUAAUAAUAAUAAAAACAUGUUUUUUACUGUUAUAAUGUGUCCCUCUUUUACUCAUCCUUUGCCAAAUUAACCUUUUUAAACCUAAGGUGGGAAUGUAGGAUUUAGAUGAUGAUAAU
Cephus cinctus (wheat stem sawfly) is the source of this 1196-nucleotide messenger RNA. Its product is annotated as UV excision repair protein RAD23 homolog B-like. The record is from RefSeq and is a predicted model, not a curated record. The transcript is spliced from 2 exons. Lineage: Eukaryota; Metazoa; Arthropoda; Insecta; Hymenoptera; Cephidae. Bases 247 to 1035 code for a protein of 262 amino acids.